AUGUCCCAGUCUGCCACUCUUGUGUCUCAGCAGCCAUCGAAUCCCGACUCCAAGCCCACUCCAGAUGCGGGGCCUAAACCAUGGCUUGGUCCCGCGCCCAAAGCCGAGCAAAAGGGCAUCUACAUCUUUCUGUGGGACACCGGGGCCAAGGGCAAAUAUCACUGGGGCCUAUUCAUCGCCCUCAGCCAGAGCUCCGGCGUUCUCUUCCACCACGUCCCCAUUGGGAACCAAUGGGAGUUCCUAAUGGAAAACGAGGACAUCUUGACGUCCCAAGGCCUCCUCGCCGGCCUCAAAAUUGGCGAAAUCGAAGAGAUCAACGGCGACUGGCUCAAGGCCGUCGAAGAUUGUGUACGCUCGGCGAGAGUCGACAAGUCAAGAGGCGAGUUCAACAGUCGCACCUGGGUCAUGGCCGCCAUCUACGAGCUGGCCAACGGCGGGUUCAUCUGGUUGGACCCGGAUUGGGGAAAAGUGCGCCAUAUUGAAGAGGAGGCUUUGAGGUUGGCGCUUGAUGCUGUGGCAGUGGAUAUGCAGAUUAUAUCCCAGAGUGAACUGAGUGGGCCUUAA
Molecule: messenger RNA, 564 nt
Organism: Uncinocarpus reesii 1704
Lineage: Eukaryota; Fungi; Ascomycota; Eurotiomycetes; Onygenales; Onygenaceae
Exons: 1
Coding region: 1-564 (187 amino acids)
Source: RefSeq, a predicted model, not a curated record